Messenger RNA from Ambispora leptoticha, 396 nucleotides. Lineage: Eukaryota; Fungi; Glomeromycota; Glomeromycetes; Archaeosporales; Ambisporaceae. The record is from the annotation of a GenBank genome assembly.
AUGUCAAGAGUAAAUCGCCCACCAAUUUCUAUCUCACGUAUUGUACGUAAUUUACGCAACAAUCCCGACAAAAUUGCCGUCGUAAUUGGUACAGUAACAGACGACAAUCGUCUGUUGGAGGUCCCAAAAUUGUCGGUUGCCGCACUUCGUGUGACAAAAACGGCAAAAGCUAGAAUUUUACAGGCUGGUGGCGAGAUUCUUACUUUUGAUCAGUUGGCGUUGCGUGCUCCCACCGGAUCCAAUACCAUUUUGCUAAGAGGUCCUAAAAAUUCGCGUGAGGCAGUUAAACAUUUUGGAAUGGGUCCGCAUAAACAUAAAAAACCAUAUGUGCGCUCUAAAGGAAGAAAAUUCGAAAAGGCUCGUGGUCGCCGAGCAUCUCGAGGCUUCAAAGUGUAA